Messenger RNA from Penaeus vannamei (Pacific white shrimp), 453 nucleotides. The record is from RefSeq and is a predicted model, not a curated record. NCBI's taxonomy places the organism in Eukaryota, Metazoa, Arthropoda, Malacostraca, Decapoda, Penaeidae.
AUGUCUCUUAAGGUGAUCUUCGUAGCGUGUGUGGCCGCAGUGGCUCUGGCCGAUAAGGCUCCCGUGCACCAUCUGCCACCUGUCUACGCCGCACCCACGUACCAUGCCCCAAGACCAGUAUAUCAUGCCCCACGACUUGCAUAUCACGCCCCACGACCUGCAUACCAUGCCCCUGCCCACUACGAACAUCAUGAAUACCCUACUGUGCGGCCGCGGUGGCUCUGGGCGACACGGAUCCCAAUUCCUGUGUCCCCUCAGCGCCACGUACCCUACCCCGACACCUGCGUACCCAGCCACCACUUUUUCCGAAGAACUUUCGAAACCCUUGAAAAUUUGCCCACACUUAUACACGAGCAACUAUUUUCAUCUAUGAAAUUCAUCAAAAGCAGAACGAGGUUACAACUGAAUGUUAUGCUGCACUCAAUCACAAAUUCAACAUUGAAAGAGUGGUGA